GAGAAUUCUGGGUAACAUUAGACAUGGCGGACGGAAGUGAAAUUUCUGUCUUGGAAGCCCGGCUUCAGCGUCUUGAGGAGGCCGUCUACGGCGAAGAAAGUGACCAGCGGCCUGAACCUGCAGUGGAGAGUCUCGCUAAUUUCCAGAGUCAUGUCGGUAGCUCUUUGGAAGGGUACGAUCGCAUCAAACAAGCGUGGAGAAAGCUGGAAGAUAUCGAGAAAUAUUUGGACCCCGCCUUCGUUGACCGCCUGACUCUGCCUGACACUGCGAAAGCAGAGGUAGUUCUGUCAGCAGAGAAGGACAUAAAGGCUCUAGCGGCACAGCUGGAAGAACUGCAGAAGAUGAAGGAAGUCUUUGACAGCGAGCACAUCAGAGCGACAGCAAACUACACGUCCCAGCUCCACAGUUUGGCACAGGUCCACAUUGAGCAGCAGGAACAGGCAGAGGUCCUGACUGAUGACGUCAGAAGACUGCUGACUGAGUACAACCGGCUGGUCGACCUCAUGUCCAAGCAGUUUGUACUCUGGGAUGAAACACUCACCAAAUAUGAAACAGCCAAUCUACCCAAGAAAUCAGGAGCAUACUAAAUGUUUUAGUGUUGCCACUCAUAGAUACUAGUAAAGAAUUGAUGUGGAAGUAAAAAAAAAUACUUGUUACUCUCUCUCAGUGUUAUUAGUCAGUCUUGGUACAUGUACUUGUAAUUUGUAUAAUGCAAGGUAAAUGCACUGCUACAAAUGCACUACAUUGUACUAGACAAGGAUUGUCAACUGAAAGUACUGUUGUAUUGAACUUUUCCAUCGACAUAUGGAUCAUUCAUAUAGAUAUGUAUACUGAUUAUACAUUUAUGUACUUUUGUGUCAUAGUUUGCCUUAUGAUUGAGAGGAAGCACAUGUAAUCAAGUAAUCUAGUGCUUGUGUAUGUACUUGGUGGACCAAGUAGAUACUAGUAUUCCGGUAUGUAUCUUGGGCACCAUUUUCUGGUGAAAGGUCAUCACCUAACAUGUUAUCCCUGCAGCUUUAUAUAUUGUAGUACUUUGUCUUGCUUCAAUAGUGAUGUAGGAGAUUACAGGGAAGGAACUAAUAAAGAUAAAGGUUUAAGUUUUGUUUUUCUAAAUAAACCUAAUUUGAAGAUCAUGCAGUACUCGACUAAUAUAUUUCAGUUCAUGUUUUCUUUAGACUAACCUUUACUGAAGUAGUAGAUAUGCUGUAAAGCAUUGUUUGUUCAGGAGAGAUUAGAUCAGUAACGUUACUUGCAUGUAGGAUU
Messenger RNA from Branchiostoma belcheri (Belcher's lancelet), 1263 nucleotides. Its product is annotated as dynactin subunit 3-like. The coding region runs from base 24 to 587 and encodes 187 amino acids. Gene Ontology annotation, biological process: cytoskeleton-dependent cytokinesis. Gene Ontology annotation, cellular component: dynactin complex. Lineage: Eukaryota; Metazoa; Chordata; Leptocardii; Amphioxiformes; Branchiostomatidae. The transcript is spliced from 2 exons. The record is from RefSeq and is a predicted model, not a curated record.